Cucurbita moschata (crookneck pumpkin) is the source of this 1230-nucleotide messenger RNA. RefSeq names its product AP-5 complex subunit mu-like. The coding region runs from base 1 to 783 and encodes 260 amino acids. The record is from RefSeq and is a predicted model, not a curated record. NCBI's taxonomy places the organism in Eukaryota, Viridiplantae, Streptophyta, Magnoliopsida, Cucurbitales, Cucurbitaceae. Gene Ontology annotation, cellular component: lysosome; AP-type membrane coat adaptor complex; cytosol. Gene Ontology annotation, biological process: endosomal transport. The transcript is spliced from 7 exons.
AUGGUUGCAGCAUCAGAGCCAUUUGGAUCUUCAGCGAUUUCGACGCUGCUGCUGCAUUUGUUGAGAGAAGGAAGAGGGUCUAAUAAGACUCACAUUGAGGGAUUUUCAUUCCAUCCUUGUGCCCAAGUUCCUGAACAUGGCAUAGAUAAGCAAGCUGUGAUGUUUCCUCCCCCACUUGGUAAUUUUGUUUUAAUGCGUUAUCAGGCAAUGUGUGCUUUUUGGCCUCCUGUUAAAGGAUUUUACCAAUUAUUCAUGGUCUCUGAGGAUAAAGGUGCUUUUUUGUUCAAGUUGUGCCUGAUGGAAGGUUAUAAAGCUCCUCUGUCUAUGGAAUUCUGUACUGUAACUAUGCCCUUUCCUAGAAGAAGGAUUGUAUCUUUCGAUGGAACUCCUUCAAUUGGAACAGUUUCUACUACCGAGCAUUCAGUUGAGUGGAAAAUUUUAGCAACUGGACGAGGGCUCUUGGGAAAAAGUGUUGAGGCAACUUUUCCUGGAACUAUUAGGUUUUUCACCCUGGCAAAUCCGAAGCUUGCAGAUAGUGAUAUCGAGGCUGAGAGCGCAAGCGAUGUGGUCAGUAUUGAGGAAUUUUUAAUGGAGAAAAUGAGCAAGGAUCAUCUUCCUCCAGUCGAACUAGAGGAGCCAUUUUGCUGGCAGGCAUACAAUUAUGCGAAGGUAUCCUUCAAGAUUUUAGGGGCAUCAUUAUCAGGAAUAUCUGUCGAUCCUAAAUCUAAAAAUAUGCUCUUGAAAAAGAGACGACGACCCAAUUCACCGCUGGAGUUCGCCUGAAAACGGGCGUCGAGUACUCCAAUUUAGCGCCAAAUUGGUGAGUGCUUGAAAUUAUCUCCAUGCGCACACACAAGAUAAGGUGUGCACCUGCUUGUCCUGUUCUCAUUACAGUGCAUGCAGAGAAGCUUUUUGGUACCCUCUAAUUGCACUUGUCUGCCUGGUUGGUCAUCUGGUGCCCCUCACAAUCAGCCUCUGGCCUUCUUAAGGUACGCCUCGGUACACUUAUAAAUUCUAUAGACUUCCUCGCUUGUCUCCAAGCCUGCCAUAAUAGAAUAGAUAGGCGAAGCAGCCAAUAAAUAGCUGUAUGUUCUCGCCUAUCGAUAGUUAGUAGGUUGUUUUCAAGCUCAAACCAUUGGAAACGGAAUUGGUAUUCUCCGCCCCCGCCAAAUCUAGUCUAGAGAGAGAACUGAAAGAGAGAAGGAACCAAGAUCAGAGAAAAUGAUCUUA